AGUUACUUCCUCUUUGCUACAGAAGCAGCUGAGACGUGACGAUGGCAGCAAGAAGACGUGCAACCGCUAACCCCGUUGAAACAAAACCUACAAAAGAAGUGACAGAAGGUGUCACUAAAACUGACAAUGACAUGUCAUUUCAAGAGAAAAUAGAGUACAUAGAUCAGGAAAUACGAAAGCUCCAUGUCUUCUGUGUCAACUCUGGCUACAGCUCAACUCAGAUUGAGGGAUUUGUCGACCCUUUCACUCAGUCGAUGAAAUCAGUGAACAGGGAACGAUGGACACGACGAGCUAUACGUCUUGCAAUCUUCGUCGCUGUUGCUGCUGCUUUGUUCUAUAUCGACCCAGUCUACAAGUUGAUUUGUGUUGUUGGAAAGAAAAGUGCAAUCUCCGUGCUGCCAGUAUGGGACUGGACCAAGAUCUACCACUCAUCCUGUCUUGUGGAGAACCCUUACUACUCUGGAGGCCAGCUCACCACAGAGGACUGUGAAUUGUGCGAGAGUCUGACUGGCAUUGAAAGAGUGCGGAGUUUGAGUCAGGAUGAUAUACUGGACAUGUAUCUGAAGAGGGACCUCCCAGUCAUUGUGGAAGAUGGGACCAAGGGGUGGAUUCCUUCAGAUGAAUACAGUAUCGCCAAGAUAGCCCAGGCAUACCAGUUGAGCCAGGUGUUGAGGGAGCACAGUAGCUGCAGCUUCAACAGCAAUCUCCGCCAACAGUACAAGGAGCACCGCAAGCUCCUCAACAAGGCAGCCAAAGGGGAGAUAACCAACUACUUUGCUCACUGGGAGAACUGUUUUGCGGAUGCUGCCAAGGCAUUCCGAUAUCUCUACAAGAGGCCAUAUUUCCUGCCUCCAACAGUGGAGAUUGGCAUCAGCAACUUUGUCUUCAUAGCUUCCAAUUACACAGGGAAAGUCCCCAAGAAAAUAGAUAUGGCGCAAUCGAUGGUGGUGUUGGCGCAGGUGAAGGGGACAAUGCAGGUGACGGUGCGUCCACGGGAACCCUGCAACACUGUCUGCGAGAGCAUGAAAGAGACAUUAUCAGAGGGAGAGAUAUUUGUGGUUACAGACAUGCUGUGGUCGUUAGAAUAUGUUCCACAUGCUAAGGAUGAGAGCAUAACAAUCGGCCUCGGGGGCUCAUUUGACUAGACCUCUGUAGCGCAACCUCCUUGAUCUUCCAGCCAAUAUGGCGUGUUAAUGUUGUUUCACUCUGUUGUUCAGUGCUCAAAUGUUGGACAUCACAAUAAGCUACAGUGUGUGCUAGUUACAGGGUAUUCAGUAAAAAUAUGUCCUGUUUGAAUAUUGUAUAACCAGAAAAAUCAGAUGAUUUGUGAAAAAUGGAUAAGUAGACACAUGAUUGUGUUAUUAUGGCUGGCCAAAAAGAUCAAUAUUUGGAUAUAUCAUUGAUGGGAACAAAUAUUGAUGAUUAUUGAUAUAAAAAGGGUCAUCAAUAAUAUCUUUAAUGAAAUUUGCUUUUAAUUUACCAAAACAAUUGUUCCCGAAGGCAGAAUGUAAUCUGCAGAUCACGUUUUACAGACAUAAUAGAAUACACUAUGUAUUUCAUGUCAUUGAGGGGCAGUGGGGUAGACUAGUGGUUACAGCAUUCACUUGUCACGCUGAAGACACAGGUUUGAUUCCCCACAUGGGUACAGUGUGUGAAGCCCAUUUCUGGUGUCCCCUGCCGUGAUAUUGCUGUAAUAUUGCUAAAAGUGGCAUAAAACUAAACUCACUCACUCACUCAUGUCACUGAUGAGUGGUGACACAUUCAUGCAUGGAUUACUAACAACUACAGCCUGAGCAUAAUUUAGAAUAAAGGACAUAACAUAGUGUAUUGUGUGUAUUAAUUAAAACAUGAUUUCUCAAUAGUUUUUGCAAGCUAUUAUUGAUGACACUGUUUUCAUAUCGAUAAUUGUUAAUAAUUCUUCACAUUGAUGAUAUUUCAGAUUACCAGUUUAUUUAGUUAGCCUUUCUUCCUCACAUUCUAUGUUAAAGUAACAUAUGUUACACUUUGUAUCAUACAUGCCCUUUGUGAUCACCUCAAACAUUCCACUAUAUUUGUAUGUAUUUUCUUUUGUUCAGGCUAUGAUUUCUAGUCAGUAUGUUUUUGUUCAAGGUCUACUCACAUUUUAUGAUUUGUUUCUUUGUUAGUUAGGUUUGUUUCUUUUUUAAGAGCAGUAUGUUAAAUGUGCUGAAGUAUAUGUUGAAUUAUCCUGCUGAAGUUUUCCUACAUGAGGCUGUAAUGAUUCAGUUAUUAGUUCUAAUGCACCUAAAGUUUCAUCAUAGUAAAGUCUAAGUGCUAGCUCAAGUAAACCAUUCACAGAUUCAGAGGGAGUGUGUACCAUUUUCUGAAUCACAUUUUGACAACAACAACAAACUAAUUUAUCUGGUGGCAUGUUUUCAGGAAGAAUAACAAUCAAUGGACUAAGCUUCAGCCAACAAACUUGUCACACUUUAAAUGCAACUUCACAAAUUGCAAACAAGCCACACUCCCCAUAAUAUUUGCAUUGUUAACACCUGCCUCAAUUUCAGUGGAGUCUGCAGGCAACUGAAUGUCUGGCCACUUGAUUUGUUGCAGGUUAUCUGUGUUUGCUUCCAUUGAAACUGUGGUUGGGUUCAGUCAUUACUUUAUGGGAAUUUUUUCAUGUUGUUUUCUGUGUGGCUAUAUCUAUAAUGUGGACCUAUUCCAUAGUCCAGUCUGUUUUGCUGAUUUGUUUGUUAGUCCUGAACACGGAGAAACGGAAUUUAUGUAAUGCUUGUAUAGGCAUCAUUUUUUUAUGUGUUUCACAUAGCCACCAAAUUCUGAACAUGGGUCGGUUGGUCCGGAAAAAAUAAAAAAUAAUAAAAACAAAAUUAUCCAAAUAAUGUUCUUGAUUUACAUUUAUUGUAAUUCAUAUUACAAUUUCUUGUGUUCUUGGGACUUGUGGCAGCGACUGAUUAAAACAUUUUAGAUAGAUACACAUUUUAUAUGAUUAGGCGGUACGUUCAGUAUGUUUAAGGUUCAAGUUGGCGGUGUUGGAAUGAAAAAAAAGUUGGGGGGUCGACAAUAAAAUUAGAAGGGUCGGUUGGGCAAUGAGAAACACAAAAAAUAAAAAUGCUGCCCUAUUUAGUGAACUGUUUAUGUCAAUGUACCAUUGUACAAUGUCAGACUAUGUCUUCAUAGGUGCUAUUUAUUUUAAGGUAGUUUUAUGCACUAGGAUUGUGUGUCUUUUACAAAUGUUAUUAAUGUGUUAAGACAAGGUAUAUUUUCAUGACAGUUAUACUUUAAUGGAUGGUUUUAUUGAUCACCUUGUUAACAUUUCCUUUCAUACAUGAGGCAGGAAUCCUGAAUCUCUGGCUUACAUGAAUAUUCAUUGUUCUGUCAGAACAUUGUGUUGAUUUGAAAUUUUGUUAACCUAUUUUUUCAAAUUAAUUGUUUAUUUUGCCGUUUUUGCACAUAAUAAUAUAAUUGACUCUAAUUUCAUUCACUGGAAAGUGUCAGGGCAACUGAAAUUUAUCAUUGUCAGCGGGUAUCAAUAAAGAAUGCUUAUUUAGUUUAAGAACCAA
Molecule: messenger RNA, 3539 nt
Organism: Haliotis rubra (blacklip abalone)
Lineage: Eukaryota; Metazoa; Mollusca; Gastropoda; Lepetellida; Haliotidae
Exons: 7
Coding region: 42-1145 (367 amino acids)
Source: RefSeq, a predicted model, not a curated record